Linum tenue is the source of this 399-nucleotide messenger RNA. NCBI's taxonomy places the organism in Eukaryota, Viridiplantae, Streptophyta, Magnoliopsida, Malpighiales, Linaceae. The record is from the annotation of a GenBank genome assembly.
AUGAGGCAAAUUCUCUUUCUCGUCGCUAUUGGUACCGUGGCCAUCAUCCUACCGGCCGCAAAUGCCAUCGCCGGCGCGUGGCAGCCGAUAAAGAACGUGACGGCCGAUGAGCACGUCAAGGAGAUCGCCGAGUUCGCGGUGAAGGCUCACGAUUCACAAGCUCCCGACCACCCACUGCACCUCGUGAGCGUGGACAGAGGCGAGACUCAGAUUGUCGCCGGAACGAACUACAGGCUAGUCCUGACGGCAGCCGCCGCCGCCGGCGGCAUGGUCGGCGGGGAGAAGGACGGUAGCUCUCCUCCUGCCGCAGUGCAUGUCGGAGAUCAGUACCUGACGGUCGUUUAUGAGACCCUCGCCAAUGAAAAGAAGCUAGUAUCGUUCAACCCAUUGCAUCCAUAA